AUGGCAACCAAAACUUCUUCUUCUUCUUCUUCUUCUUCUACAAGAAGGUGCCUAUGCUCUCCCACCACCCACCGGGGCUCGUUCCGCUGCAGCCGGCACCGUGGUUCUCGCAAGCUUUCUGCUGAAUCUGCGGUCUACAAUAGCCAAACAAAGGUGGACUGCAAAACCCAGUACUUUAUCAAGGGAUUCAAGGCGUUUCUCAUGCAGAUCAUCAAGCCCUCAAGCCAUGAUCUUCAACGGAGUAGGAAUUUCCAGCCCAGGCCCACCAGGUUCCGUUUGAUGAAUAGCAUUAAUGGCCAUGAUGGGCUGGCAGUUUCUUGA
Molecule: messenger RNA, 321 nt
Organism: Alnus glutinosa
Lineage: Eukaryota; Viridiplantae; Streptophyta; Magnoliopsida; Fagales; Betulaceae
Exons: 1
Coding region: 1-321 (106 amino acids)
Source: RefSeq, a predicted model, not a curated record